Molecule: messenger RNA, 742 nt
Organism: Cannabis sativa
Lineage: Eukaryota; Viridiplantae; Streptophyta; Magnoliopsida; Rosales; Cannabaceae
Exons: 4
Coding region: 336-677 (113 amino acids)
Cellular component (GO): cytosol; membrane; intracellular membrane-bounded organelle
Molecular function (GO): sterol binding
Source: RefSeq, a predicted model, not a curated record
AUGCAGCUAUGGCUUUGCACUCCGGUAUAGGUUUUUCCAAGAUCCUCGUCAUAGCCGGAACAGGGUACACUACCACUGUUUUGUUCAAUAACCAUAAAUUAUCGGACUUGCUCGGAGAGAAGCUUUUCUCAGAAGCUAGAGAGAGAAACAAAAUCAGCAGAGUAAAGAGAGAGAGAGCUUCGAUCGACAAUGCUGUAUUGGGUUUGUAUUUCCUUUCUCAUUUGCAUUCUCUUUGUUUCAUCGUUGAAUGGAUACAUCUCUUAUGACGGAGUUUCUCAGGAAGUCCGGCGGUGCCGCCGUUAUCGACGGCGGACUCGCCACAGAGCUCGAACGCCAUGGCGCGGACCUCAACGAUCCUCUAUGGAGCGCCAAAUGCCUUCUCACUUCCCCUCACCUUAUUCGUGGGGUUCAUGGAUUUGCUGAAGAUCUUAUGGGGAAAAAAGUUGCUACAAUAUUUGGAAAGUGGGAUGAAAGCAUGUAUUAUGUUAAUGGUGACAGGGGCAACAAUAUGUAUUAUGUCUUUCUAUUUUAUAUAUCCUACGGAUUCCAGGCUUAGACCAGACCAACGACAUUUGGAGAAUGGAGAAUAUGAGAAGGCAAAUGCUGAGAAACAACGUUUAGAGAAAAAGCAAAGAAUGUCAAGGAAAUUACAAGAAAGUGGAUGGAAACCAAAAUAGUUCGAAAGAGGAAGUGAAGAUGGACCUUUCUGCUACAUGGGUCGGUAGUCCUUACUAUGUCGUCC